Messenger RNA from Anopheles stephensi (Asian malaria mosquito), 12887 nucleotides. RefSeq names its product mitogen-activated protein kinase-binding protein 1 (gene Wdr62). The record is from RefSeq and is a predicted model, not a curated record. The transcript is spliced from 15 exons. Bases 984 to 8582 code for a protein of 2532 amino acids. Gene Ontology annotation, biological process: regulation of mitotic cell cycle; mitotic spindle organization. Gene Ontology annotation, molecular function: protein binding. Gene Ontology annotation, cellular component: mitotic spindle. NCBI's taxonomy places the organism in Eukaryota, Metazoa, Arthropoda, Insecta, Diptera, Culicidae.
UGCUCCGAAACCGGACACACUGUUGUUUGUGUUGUGGCUGUCUGUGGUGGGUGUUAUUUGGCAAGUUCACGUAGCUAGUGACGGUAAUGGUGCGUUUCGGUGUGAUAUCUACUGCACGUGUGAUCGACUAUUUUCGUCUAGAGCAAGUCUAAUAACGAUCAAUAUUGUGAAAAUCCAGAGGUAACAGGUGUUCUAAGUGUCAUUAAGAAACGCCAGAGUUAUUGAAGGAAAUGGUCAUCACUUCCAUUACCCCCGAAUGCGCAAUAGAGUGAUAUGCCUGUAUGUGUGUGUUAGUGCAAUGUGCGGUUUGACACUUGGUGUCAAACGCGAUUAGCUGCGCUUAGGAAACGCUUGGUAUUAGUUUUCCAACCACAUCACAACUAAAUACCACCCCGGCAAAAGGGUUUUGCGCUGUCGCUGAGGUGAAGCUGAUCGAGUGGAAAAUGGGAAAGCUUUCACCCUUGAGUUGAGAGAGAGAGAUAAAUAUCCCCAAUUAGAAGUGGUGUGUGGAUGAGUGUGUUUUUCAAACGGUGGAGUGAAAGUGUCGUCAAGUCACCGACUUGCCGGGGCACCAAGCGAAUUCCCUCAGAGGAUUAAAGUGUUAAUACAGAAUAAAAAUAUAACACGACCGUAUUGACAUCGUGUCUCUUCCUGUGGGGCGCUCUGUUUCGUCUGACACAGGAAUAGGAAGCAAUCGAUUCUUGGUCAUUCUGUGACGCCCGGUGUGUGGACAAUGUUUAUAAAUAAGUACCGUUUCUGUGUAGUUUAGUGUAGUAAGCCAUUCAAGUUGUGAUUGCACGUGAAAUCGAUGGUGAAGAAAUGGGGAAAUGAUCCAAGUUAUGUAAAGUUUUCCAACUACAACAACCAAAAAGUGGGUAAAGCCAAUUUUAAAAUAAUCUCAAAUGAUGCUAGUUGGUCCCAUCUAAUGUGUAGUCGUGUGUCUGAAAUCAGGCGGUAAGGGGCGUACGACGCUUCAAUUCACCAUGGAUUACAUCCGCUGUGAUCAAAUAAAACUGAAGAAAAUCUUAGGCUUGACAGUAUGCAGCAGCGCUGGACUCGAUGUAUCCUCCACAACCGGCGUCCUUGCAUAUCCAGCAGGAUGUACGGUGGUGUUGUUCAACUCCAAAAAGCUCUCCCAGAACUUCCUGCUCAACACAACGAAGAAGGCCAUCACGGCCGUCGCAUACUCCGAGUGUGGUCGAUAUCUGGCAACGGGCGAAUGCGGACACAAUCCCUCGAUCAAGGUGUGGGAGCUGGACGCAUCCGGUGGCAACGGGAGCGGUACGAUCGAGAAUGGUGCCGCCGGUAGCAUCGUGGCCGAAUUCUCCGGCCACAAGUACGCCGUCAGCUGUGUGGCCUUCUCGCCCACGGGCAAGUACCUGGUGUCGGUGGGUUCCCAGCACGACAACAUCGUGAACGUGUUCGAUUGGAAGGCGAACCUGAAGAUUGCGUCGAACAAGGUGACGGCCAAGGUGGUGGCGGUUAGCUUCAGCGAGGACGGUAAUUACUUCGUAACGGUAGGCAACCGGCACGUGAAGUACUGGUAUCUGGAGGGUAGCCGCAAGUAUAAGGAACCGAUCCCGCUGAUGGGACGCAGUGCCAUCCUGGGAGAGCUUCGGAACAAUGACUUCUGUGCGGUGGCCUGCGGCAAGGGCGUGAUGGCCGAGAGUACGUACGCAAUCACGAGGAACGGUCAUCUGGUGGAGUUUAAUGCGCGUCGCCUGCUGGACAAGUGGGUGAUGUGCCGGACCAAUGCGGCCAACUGUAUGGUUGCCAGUACAAAGUACAUUCUCGUCGGUUGUGCCGAAGCCAUCGUGAGGGUAUUUAAUGCCGCAACGCUAGAAUACAUUACCACCCUGCCGAGGACACACUUCUUGGGGGUGGAUGUGGCGCAGGGCGUGCACAUCAACCACAUGAUGGCGGUACCGCAGAGCGCCAAGUAUCCGGACACCAUCGCCAUCGUAUACGACGAAGCCCGGUCGAAGGUGACGUGCGUGUACAACGACCACAGCCUGUACAUCUGGGACCUGCGGGACAUUCGGCGGGUGGGCAAGAGCCAAUCGUUCCUGUACCAUUCCGCCUGCAUCUGGGGCGUCGAAACAGUGCCAUUCAGCUACCAGCAGCUGAAGCAGAACGCCAACGGCGAUACGCUGCCGUCGGACUGCUUCAUGACCUGCUCGUCGGACGACACGAUCCGCGUGUGGGACGUGGACAGCUGCGACACGAACGAGGUGUAUCGGAAGAACAUCUACAGCAAGGAGCUGCUUAAGGUGCUGUACAUCGACGACGAGCUGAACUUCAUCAAGGACACGGACAAUCCGAUCCACAGCACGGAGAAAAACUCGAGCUACGAUGGCCGGAACGGGGUACGCUGUAUCAAGAUCAGUCCCGACAGCCGACAGCUAGCGACGGGCGACCGAAGUGGCAACAUUCGAAUCUACAAUCUCAGUAAUCUUAAGCUCAUCACAACGAUCGAGGCGCACGAUUCGGAGGUCCUGUGUCUGGAGUACACGAACGAGAAAAUCGAGCGCCGGUUGCUGGCCAGCGCGAGCCGCGACCGGUUGAUACACAUCUUUGAUUGUGAAGCGAACUAUCGGAUUCUGCAGACGCUGGACGAUCAUUCGAGCAGUAUCACGUCGGUGCGGUUUAUCGGGGCCGGCAAGCAGUUCCAGAUGGUGUCCUGCGGUGCGGAUAAAUCCAUCAUCUUCCGCCACUUCCAGAACAAUGUGUUUCUGCGGGGCAAUAACUGUUCCGGCAAGAACACGCUGUACGAUAUGGAGGUGGACAGUAACAGUAAGCACAUACUGACGGCGUGUCAGGACAGGAACAUUCGCGUUUACAGUACGCAGAAUGCAAAACACACCAAGACGUUCAAGGGUUCGCACUCGGACGAGGGCAGCUUGAUUAAAGUUAGUCUGGAUCUGAGUGGAAUCUACAUUGCGACGUCUUGCACGGACAAAACGCUCAGCGUGUAUGACUACUAUUCGAACGAAUGUAUGGCACGGAUGUACGGCCACAGUGAGCUCGUUACCGGGCUGAAGUUUACGAACGAUUGUAAAUACCUCAUAUCGGCCAGCGGUGAUGGGUGUGUGUUUAUCUGGCAGGUACCUCACGAUAUGAUUGUUACGAUGCAGGCGCGGCUAUCACAGCAAGCGCUACGGUCGGGUAUACAACCGAUUCCACGGACGCUUCAACCAACCAGCCCGUUCACUGACGCCAUCAUGAACCAUCCGCAACCGACGCCGGUGCCGAAUAGUAACGCAGUCUCAGAGUUUGGAUCGCCACCGAACAGCGCUUUUCUGGUCGAUGAUGCUCCAGUCACGCCCGGGUAUCGGUUUUCCGAUGUUGGUCAGCUGCCCCAGUGGGCUAAGAGGAAACCGUCGGAAGAUUUACAGUCCAAUUCACCCGUGCUUGGGAGCAGUCCCAGCCAGGGUGGUAGUAAUUUCGGUGGCUUAGCACCGAAGCCUCGAGGGCGCUGGGGUCAGAAGGGUGUCGGUGGACAGCUGGAAGAUCCGUUCGAUUUGCGGAAUAUCGUCGAGAGUAGCCCGCUCGGUACAACGUUUAGUGCGGAUCAGCGACAGCCCACCACACCAACACCGCCACAGCCUGUCUCUGGUCAUCCGACGCAUCCACCUGCAACUAACACACCAACGUCGGGGUACAAUAGCAGUGGCUCGAAGGAUGUGUACAGCAAUGCCUACCUCAGUGAGGACAGCUCGAUCGACAGUGGGCGAGAAAAUCGCCGACCAGAUCUGAGCUCCUUCCUGCACAAGAAGAUCACCGAAACGAAGGCUCUGAACAGCUUGAACUCGGAAUCGAACACGGAGCACGAUGGGGACGUGGAGGACAUAUCGGAUGGUGAGCGAACGAGCUCGGACCAUGGCAUGGUGUACUACCCAUCCGCAGCGCCUUCCACUCCAACGGAUUUCAAGAUCAACGAUGUCGACACAAACGAGCUGCGCAAAUCGAUCCGGCGGCAGAAGCUAGAAAAGCAAGGCCUUAGCCUAGCGGCCCAAUUUCAGAGUGCCGCGUCAGGAACCGGUACGGGAACGUCAGACGACGAGGACGAAGGAUCCACCCCAAGCGGUGAUAAUGCGGAUCGAUCGCUGGCGUCGACACUUGGUGGCAGUUCGGAAAGUAUUCCUCAGCAGGCAUCUUCCACCUUUCUGCAGGCUGUCCUUGACGGCCCGGGUAGCUUAUCCGACCGGGAACGAUCACAAGCGAGGAAGAGCAUGAGCGCAAAGCACAACAACGAUGCAAAGAUAACGACCAGCAUAUCGAAAUCGUUUGCCAACAACAAGAAGGAAGAGCUGAUGAAGGUGAUCAACGAGGCAAAGGCAAAGCUGGAGAAUGGGAUAAUGUUUCAUAAUAAGCGUGCCUUAAAUUAUGCGCAAUUAAAGGUCGGCUACCGAUCCGGUUUACGCGCUAGUCAAAGCAUAUCCGAUCUGAGUCACUCGAUGAACAUGUCCGGGGCAGGUCCAAACCGUACGCAACGGAUAGAAGUAGAUAAUAGUUUGCAUUCCAGAGGGUGUCCUCCAAUGGCUGGUGCGUCCGGACCGUACGGAGCACCCGCCACCUACACGAACGCUUCCAACUUUCUGCACAGUGCGGCACCACGAUCGAAGCUUGCCCAAAACUGUAUGCUUAUGAACCAGAUACAGCAAGAACUUCCGCCAUAUCCGCGUGACGUUGGGAUCUACGAGCAACCGGCUCAGAGACCCGACAAACUGGACCUCGUCGAGCUUCCCCCAGUGCCUGCCGAUAAGUUACGGAAGCAUCCUGGCAUAUUGAAGAACUAUAAAUCUUGCCCGGUGUCACCGGUGCACGAAGAGCAGGAAUGGUCUAGCCCAUCGAACCACGACGAAUCGUCGCACAAUCAGCAAAAGUCACACGAUCGCACGGGAAGGCACGGCCAGAUGCGACACUCGAUGUACUACGAAGAUGCCAAAACGAUACUGAGCAUGAUACAUUCGGACACCGAGAAGAUGAUACGCGAAAUCACGAGCAAGUACGGCGAUUUGGAUGACAUCAAACCGGCUGUGAAGGUGAAGGACGAAGAGGGCAAAGAAAAGCCAACACCGCCUGCCCGACCUUCCACAGAAACUGAACCGAAAGCUUCCUCUUCGCAAGACACGCAUCACGAGCAUGGGUUCCUGUCGGAAGAUGAGCCCAACUUUAGCUCCGAUUCGCUGGAAGACUGCAGUCUCGAUCUGGACCUGGAACGACAGGGUUUACCGGUGCCGGCGAGAAAGAAACACUGUGCCAAACAUCAUCCGGCCAAGAAGCGGCCACUCUCACUGCCAAAACGAUCCGUGUCCGAUUACUUUAUCUACGAUCAACCAGCGCAAGGUGCACCGUACGAGGUUCCCUACCGAAACGUGUCACUUUCGGACAUUCUGGACGAUGAGGAAGCGAUCCGGCAGGCGGAGAAUCGAUUCCUCGAAACACAGCGCCAUUCGAGUGCGAGCUUCUUCCUGGGGCAACAGUACCCGACACGGAAGAGCCAGGAAAGCAUCCUUUCGGACGAGUAUGGAAGUGGUGGAGUUAGUUUUUGUAACAGCAUGGAAAGCAUUCUGUCGGAUGAUUCCGAGUGUAAGAGUGCACCGUUGGAGGUGCUGUUUGGGCGCAUUCGGCGUGAUCAGCUCAGUCAGGUUGGGCAUGGACACGGUGGGCGAAAUGCUUCCAAUUUCGAGUAUAAGCUCGAAGGGCUUGGUUGUGCUACUUCCAAAUCUUACGGCUCGAGUCCUAAUGCGGGCAGUGGGUUCGAUUACUAUAUGCAGGGAAAUUAUUUCCAUGCGACGGCUACCGAUUCCAGCUACUUCGGUAUGGUGCACGAUAGUUUGGAGUACGGUGGUGGACAGGAGCGUCGAACGGGAACACAAGUUCGCCAAGGAGCACCGGGCAUGCCAACUUCAAUCAGCUAUCCAAGGUUUCUACCGAGCUUGGCAUCUGCUGGAGCAGCUCCACUAUCAUCAGGGCGGGAGGAACUGCUUUUCAACGAAACGUUCGAAGAGGGAGAAGACUUCAUACCGACCCUUACAUCGAAGGCUGCUCAGUAUGGCGGCGCUACCGUGAAGAGCCUCAGCAAAGACUUUGCCAACCAGCGGAAGCAGAUGAACUCGAAUCCGCUCUACAACUGCAACGAUGGAACCGGCGGCAAUGGGGAUCUCUUUAUACGAAAAACGGUCAACGCUACGAAUCAAUCACAUCAUCAGAUCACGCGAUCGGACAUCUUCGGCACGGAGUCUUCCGUGUACGUGAUGAAAAAAUCGUGCAGCUUCGAAAUCGAAAUGGGAGGCAGGCGAAUAGCUCGAAACUCGAAAAAAUUCGAGCAAAAUCUGCAGCGAUUCGAGCAAGAGCGAAAGCAGUCGAACGAUCGCUUCCAUCAUCAGCAGCUCGGAGGAACGUUGGAGAUGGAUUACGUACCGCACAAACCACCGGUAGCGCAUCGGCGAUCGGCCAGCAUGAAGGGCCGUGGUCGGGUACGAUCGAAGGAAAAGUUUAACACAAUCAUUGGCCAGAUGUCAAACGCCCCCGGGCAGUGUGAUGAACCUGCGAUGAUCGGCGGUAAGCUGAGGGAUUUUGUGAACAGAGAUUUUGUGAUGCCCCCGAAGUCGGCGGACCUGAUGUCCGUGUCGGUGGGCGGAGUGCGCCGCUGUGAUUUUGGUGAGGAAAAGUCUUUCGAAGUGUAUGUCGCCGAGAAGGGAGUCAGUGAGGAUGAUAAUAUGGAUAGUUUGGAGUUGCUGUCGAAGGCUAAGAGUGCGGCUUGCGUACGGAAGGAGAACUCUACCGAUUCGCUGGAGGUUGUCGCACCACCUGUUGAAGGUUUGACGGAGAUCGGAGUGGAAGCGUUCGAGUGUAUGGAAGCAACUGAAGACGGUGUAGCUAACCAAGAAGCGGAUGAGGCACUCAUCGCUGAAGAAGCGCUAGAAGUACCGAAGAAAAGUCUCACCCAGGGUGCAACGAGUGAGCUGGAAAAGCUGAUCGAUCGAGGACUCCUCACCAGUGGCGAGUACAACCGGUUUCUCGACAUCGAGAAAAAGAUCGACAUCAUCAACAAGCUUGUGGAGCUGGAGGAGCGCAAGCUCGAACAGGAACGCACUGCGAAAGAGUACCGGAUGCGCCCGUUCGACUGCGAUCCUCGGCAGAAGGGGUACGUGAAGAGCUUGACGGAAAACUUUGACCGGUUGGCGAAGGAUGCGCAGGAAGAGUUGGAAAACGAGAAAAGCUGGCAUCAGGCAAAAGCUCGCAUGAAGCGCAACUUUAGCCUGCCGGAUGUGCUCGACUUUGGGGCGGAUUGUUGCUGCCGGCAUGGCAAGUGCUGCGAGCAGGAAGAUGGUGAGGAGGGUGAAGAUUGUGGAUGCUGCGGGGCGGAUGGAUGCGAUGCGUACAAGCAGAAGGACGAGGAGGAACUGUCGGAGAAGGAUGAAAACUCGAUGGCGGCUGCCGUUGCGGCUGUGGCGGCGGCUGUCGCUGCCAUUGGGAUGUCGAGCAGCGAUGAAGGCGGUAAUCCCCGAAGCUUAAUCUCUGCGCAAGAUAGUGAAUCUUCGAUUAGACGUGCUUGUUCGCUUAGUGAUUUGAGUAUGGGAAAAGGCUACAAAUCUCCCAAUCAAUCGACAACUGGCAGUGGGCAGUACAAACCAUCGGUAAGCAACAGAAACACCAGCACGCCGACACGCAACACGCCCAAGCGCAGUACGUCGUCGGUCGGCAAGGGCGGUGCUUCGCUGUCCACGGGCAUGGGCGUCCGUAGUGUUUCGGUUGGGAUGCUAAACCAAGCGAGUGACUCCGAGGCGGAACCACCAAACACACGCGGAGGACUGCUAAAACCGACGAUUUCUUCCCAGAACAAAAUCAACGGUACGGGUAAUGGGACCGGUAAUGGCAGCGGUGGCAAAUACAUUAACCCUCGCAGUGCUGCCGGCAUCAUUAACCGACGGAAAGGCCUGCAAAACGCUUACAGUAGUGUAAACAUCUCAACGGCCGGGCAGGAUGAAUCGAGCUCGGAAGAAUCGCCCACCAGCACGGUAAGCACGGUACCGACGAAACCGGCCGUCCCACCGCGCCCGCGAAGCAUCGCCUUCGAACACAAGCGGAUAGCGAACGUGAACACUAGUCUUAUCAACGCGAAGAAAACGGUUACCGUCGGCGGCACUACGACCAUUCCGUCCGAGUCGACCAAUGGGGGCAGCGGUGGCAAUAACAAUGCCGGCACCAAUCAUGCUGGCAUCAUGCCCCUGAAGGACGGUGAUCUGGACAAUGCGGACCUUACCAAUCAGCUUUGUACGAACAUUAUCAACCAGCUCGUACAGACGACCUCCACCGUGAUUCAGCUGCACCAGCGGCUAAAGUCGAGCGACGAGGCAAGCAUUAACGGGCGCAGCAACAACUCGCUGAUGCUGAAGGAGCUCGAAAAUGCCGUCAUCAUGACGCAAAACAUGCUCACCAAAAUCACCAAUCGCAAUCACAACGAUGGUAUCAACAACAAUAACAUGAGCAAUAACACCAACAAUCAAAUAAUGUACGAAAAGUGUGUCGACAUGCUGAACCAGGUGCAGAAGCACGUGAACAACAACGGCUAGUAAGCGAACCACUCACAGCAGCAACUCUCAGUAACAACUCUGUGUUCAGAUUCUGUUCGGGCACGUGUGCCAACACCCGGGGCGGGGAGAGGGUAUGCAGAAAACGAGGAAACAUUCCCCAAAUCAGCAGGAUAACAACAACAACAACCGUCAAUUUUCUCACCUAAGACGAACGAGUAUGUCUCUAGCACAGGUGCACGCACCGAAACGACUUGUUUUAGCGCGUUUUAUUUGAAUGGAUGGAUGCGCUCUGCGUAGGUAGGUUAAUUUCCCCAAAACUUUUUUGACUACUGAACUUGUUUUUUGUUUGAAGAACGCGGAAAAAUUCAUUAGUCGGUAUACGGAGAGAAAAGGGUAUAUAUGUAUAUCAGCGCCAUAUCUAGAAUGAGUUUAACUUAAGAGCGAGAAAAUGGUUUUUAUAGAGUAGACUUUCCCCUCCUUUUUUCCUCUAAAAUACCAUAAAGCGCCUAUAUUAACGAAUGCGCAGACAUGCAAGCAAGCAAGCGAAGGCUCGGUCUGUCCUCUAGCUCUUACUGCACUAGCAUAAUAUUUCGUUACAUGUUUUCUAUCUGAUAAAAAAAAACUUCGUUCUCGUUCUCGUUGAGUUGCAAGCAGCAGACAUAAUUAGACAUUGAGAGUUAGUUUGUAGGACAAGAAGAAAAAAAAAAAGGGAAAAAUAUCCAUUCACCUAUUGCCGUCCACGAAUGUGUGUUUUUGCUUUAGUCGAGACUACUAACGGUUAGUUUGUACGAUCGCACCAUCGUAGCUGUUCGUUUUUGAUGGUAGAGCUUUCCGAAGGCGCUCGAAACAAGAAGCAUCGGGGGAAAGCAUUAAUCGUUCAACUCUCUCCUUUUGUUUCAAUAGCAUUGAAUCAGCCAGAUGGGUGUGUGUAGGUGUUUUUUUUAAAGAGUAUCGAGUACAUCGAAUCGAAAAGUGCGCCCUUAAUAUGGUCGAUAGUGGACGAGUUCGUUCUUAAUUCACAUUUAAUUGUAGUUGAUAGUUCUUAGUCCGGGCGCGGAACGAUGGCGACGAAGCGCAGUGUGUAGUGUGUUCAGGUGUGAGGGAAAGCUACAACCCUCCCGAGAAACCCGUUUCAGUCAGUACUAAUAUUUAACUUAAUCGACCACACGAAAGCACACACACACAUUAAAGCAACUUAUUAAAUCAUAUUGAUUUACUUUCCCCGUAAUGGAAACACUAAAUCAUAAUUAACACACACCUACUACUACUCCAACUAAGGGAAAGGCUAAGGGGAGUGCGAAGUGUGUGGUACACGAGUAAGGAAUUUAGCAAGGAAUUUAACGUUUAAUCAAUGUGCUGUGGAUGAUAUGACUAUUCUAAACAGGUCAGAUCGGACGGAAAGAAGAAGCGAUGGUAGCGAUGCGUUUGUGAGUGGCGUUGUUGUGUGUGUAUGUGUGUAAAAAGUAAAUUCGUUGCGUGAGGAGUGAUCAUUUCGCAUAAUUCGCUGUAAAUAGUAAUUGCUUCAAGAGGAAGAAAAAACAGGAAACAGUUUUUUUGUACCUCUACUUGGCGGAGGUUCGACACUAAAAGUCCAGCCAAAAGGUGAAAAUAUGUACACAAAGUAUCAAUUUGAAAUGUACUUAUUUUACACGGUUGGGCUUAGGAUGAAAGUUAACUAACGAAAAGAAAAGAAAAAAAAACUACAAAGUUACAAACCAACGUACAUUGUCUUUCCAAACAUGUGAAGCGAACCAUAACCUCAAAUUAUUGUGAGUCCCUUUCCCCCUCCCGAGCAACUAGCGCGGAGGGACGACUGUAGUCAGAAACAGAAAGCAACAACCGAGGUACCUUAACAAUGUAAUACACUCGACUCGAAUUCACUAUUUUUGAGCGUGUAGUUGCUGCGACAACAAAUCGCAAAUAGCCGUUUAGAGAGAAACACAACAGCAACAACAAAACACGCAUCCAUGUUCCCGGUGUUCCGCGCAAGGGGUAGAUAAAGUAGGUAGUGUACGAUGUGUAACACAGGAGUAUUUACAAUUGGAACGAUUUCAAUUACUAUUGCAACACCUGGAAGGAAUUGUUGUGGAAAGGAUUUUGAAUAUCGGCACAUCGGCAAGUCACUUUAACACAAAACUCUAAACUCAAGACACGCGUAGCACUCACACCUCGAUCGACGGGUAAUAGCAGAUCAUUCCGGAAGUAUUCAAGUAUUUUGAUGAUUUUUGUUUUAUAGACUCGGACGUUAAUCUCAAACAACAGGGCGAAAAAUUGAUUUGUCUCAUGCAGAGGUCAGAUAAAAAAUCGCAAAUUAAUUGGAAAUUUCAUAUUUUUACGAUCAAGGUAAAGCACACUUCAAUUUACGAUGGAUACCUUCCGGAUGAUCUACAUACAUACAAUCGUUCUUAAAGCUUUACCAAUCCAACUCUCUUAUAACCGUUUCAAACGAUACUGACCGUCGUCAUUCCGUGAAGUAUUUCGUCCUAUUUACAGGGUUUCUCAGCCCAGCCCUCAAUAUUGUAAAGCCGUUGAGAAACCCUGUAAUGACGCAGCAAUGUAAAAAUCAAUUUAAUAAGGGGACGACGUUACAUCUAGCGACUUGGAAAGAGUUCAUUAGUGUGAUUGUGUAAAAAGGCACAGUUUUUGUAUAGAAUAUUGUAAUAUUAUUUCUCUUGCAACCUUUCCUGAGUUUAACUUUCCCUUGGUAAUGUUUUAAAUUCACAUCUCCGUUUUAAAACCCGUUAAUUCAGUAUCGUUUUUGUGUGCUUUUGUGCAUCAACCUCUGCUAGAUGUACAUCUCCCCUCGAAAGUCUCUAAAACUCUCUCUCUCACUCUCUCUCUAUCUUACCAAUAUACCGUGGAACCGCUGGAUGUUGUCAGUUUUCAUGCCAAACAAAGUAAUAUAACACAGAAUGCAGCUAGGGAUAAGGAACAAAGGUUUUGACUGUAGUAAAGUGAAUUGAAUUGAAAUGCUCUAAGUACAGACAGCACAGUUAACCAACCAACCAAACACUUCACAGCACUGCAGCAACGAGAGCUAGUUGCUUGGUGGCUAUAUUUCAUAUGUAAUUUAAACACGGAAAAAUUGGAAAAAACGAACACCCCGAUACCGCGUUAAGGAUCGAUUGCUAAUGCUGCAUACUGAUUGCUGCAUCAAUUUAUAAGUACAUAUAUAUUAUAAUAAUUAUAAUUAUCUCCUUUCGCUAUAAUCCCGUCUCGUUAUUACUACUACUACUACUACAACUACUAGCAUACACUCACACGUUGCAAAGCAUUGCAGCUGACACAAAUGGCGAGGGAGAGCUGGCCGCAAGCUUUACUAGCAUUCACUCAACUCAGCUGUUAUUAAUACUUACACACUUAUCAACACUCUCACAGUUACACACAUGAAAAACUCCCGGAACCGGAUGCAGCAGUAUAUACAAGAACUGAACAAAAAAUAUUGUUUUAGUGAGAGAAUCGAAACGAACAAUUGUGAACCGUGAGUUGUAGUGAAGUGGCAGUGGAAGAAAACAAGAAAAGCCGAAAACAAUAAGCGGAAGUGGUAAAGUAAUUUAAUUUAACAUAACUGAUCAUACUACUACUAAAAAAACCCAAGCCAACAACCUAACGGAAAAAGAAAACGAAACCGAUGGUGGAGUGAAGGUGAGAAAAUGAAAUGGAAAUAUAUUUAAAAAAAGAAAUCGAAAAUAACAAGACACAACUUAAGGUCAAACUUCUUCCCAUAAGCUUAUCUUCGGGUGCGCCUAGUGUGCGGUGUUGUGAAACAGUGAUCGCCAUGAAAGAAAGGGCUUUUUUGUGCUGGAAAAACGGAAGGUCGCCAAAUGUAACUCGCUUUGCUCUCGCUAGCCUUCUACGGUUCUGUCAUGUUCUGUACUAAUAUCGUCAGCUGCAUCGGUCGGUUCCUCGCUUUCGGUGAUCGAAAACGAUCGAGCCACAGAUGCAGAUGGUCGGCCGAGGAAAAAUAUCCCCCACCCCCAAAAAGGACGGGUUGCUUGCUCCACGGAGGCAAGGAAUCCCGGUUCUGUGCUGAAGGGGAAAACUUCUCCAAAUAAGGUAAGUUGUAAUGCUUUUGGAUUGGCAACAGGUGAUGGGAAAUUUGUGGUUCAAAUCUAACACGCUUGCUCUACUGUUUAUUUCAAAUUAACAAUCCUUACCCCACACAGAAACACACACUCACAUGCACUCGUCCAAUCGUUACCGCGUUAGAUAGUAAGCACAGGCAAAUGUAAAUAAGUGUAAAAUUUUCAUAAAUUUUAAUACAACAACGGUGUAAAAGUCAUUUCCAUCCCAGCAUGGCAAUAAAAUGCUACGGAGCUCAAUGGAUCAGCUCUACAUUCCGAA